CAAGAAUGGGUAGAGCAAGUACAACAUACAUAAUUACGUAGUAAGUCUACGUAAUUUUAUAAUAUAAUACGGGUCAGAUAAAAUUAAUAUCUUAGUUGUCAGAAGCAAAUUAUUUCAUUGGGAAAAUUUAAUUAAACUAUUUGUAGGCUAACAAUUUAUGAAACUUAAUUCAUAAUAAUAACUCAUUUGAAUUGCUUAAGGAAUAUUUACAAUAAUAAAUACUACGAGUGAUGAAUUACGAUACAAUUUCAUUAAGGUUUUUAAGUUACUUACAUCGUAUAAAGUUAUUUCUAUAAGGGCCACCAGUGACCAAGUGGAUGAAUCGAGUGAACACUGGUAGAAUCCUGGAUUUGCACUUGAUUAACGUGAACUUUUCCAAGUUUCUUCACCUAUGUAGCAUCUAAACGGGGAUAAUUUUUCCAUUAAAAAGCUUCUUGACAGAUACUCUCCCUCAUCAGAUGUUGCUUCUCCUUAUCCUAUCAAACCGAACCGAACCAAAUCUUUUUAAAUCAAGGGGGCGUUUUGAUACUAAACAGAGAUGGCGUUGAUGAGAAAUACUAGUUGCCAGUAACUAUCGUCUCUACCCAUGCACGAGCGGGUACGGAGAUGGCACCGACAUCAGCAAAUGGUUUCUGGGGUAAACCGACAGCGACUCUCGAUUGGUGCGAAAGAAAUUACGAAGUUACUUUUUAUAUCGCUGAAUUUUGGAAUACUCUAAGUAAUCUUGCUAUGUUAUUGCCAGCAAUAUGGGGUGGGUGGCAAGCUUGGAAAGAUGGCUUAGAAUUAAGAUUUCUUCUAAGUCAUUUUUUUCUUUUAGUUGUUGGAUGUGGUUCUUGGUGGUUUCAUAUGACACUUCAGUAUGGAAUGCAAUUAUUUGAUGAAUUACCAAUGGUUUGGGGUAGUUUGAUAUUAGUAUAUGCCUUAGCUGAGGUUAACAGUCCUCCAAAAAAGCGAAAUGUUCCAUUAAUAAUUGGGUUAAUACUUUAUGGACUUGUAGUAACUAUUGUAAGUAAUUCUCUUAUAACUGAUCAUGAAAUGAAAUACUAUCAUAUUAAAAAUAUAGUAAAUCUUGAAAAAUGUUUUUAGCAGAUAAUAAAUUAG
Centruroides sculpturatus (bark scorpion) is the source of this 1101-nucleotide messenger RNA. RefSeq names its product alkaline ceramidase 3-like. The record is from RefSeq and is a predicted model, not a curated record. Gene Ontology annotation, cellular component: endoplasmic reticulum membrane. NCBI's taxonomy places the organism in Eukaryota, Metazoa, Arthropoda, Arachnida, Scorpiones, Buthidae. Bases 607 to 1086 code for a protein of 159 amino acids. Gene Ontology annotation, biological process: ceramide metabolic process; phytosphingosine biosynthetic process. The transcript has 7 exons.